AUGGUCCCCGCCACCGGCGCGCUGCUCUGGGCCCUGCUGCUGAGCCUGGGGCCCCGGGCGGCGGGGGCCGAAGGCCUGACUUCCACCGCGAUGCCGCGGGACAGUUUCCGCUUCGGGGGCCCUAUGACCCGCAGCUACCGGAGCACCGCCCGGAGCACCCGGAGAGUUGAUUCCCAGAAGAUGAGGGUAACAAUGGAGGAUGAGGACGACGUCGUGGCCGUGGCCGACGGCCUGGCAGGCCCAGCCGCUGCCAAGCUCUUGGCCUCCAUGGUGUCCACAGGUAGCAGGUUGCAAUUGUCAGCGGAGGAGGAUGGGUCUUUGGAAGAGGGGGUUGUGAUUUAUGCUAGAAAGAAUAACACCGAGGUGGAGACUCACAAUACGACUUCCAGUGCACCUGGGGGGCCUAGCCCAGGGUUUACAGCGAAUGACCAGGAUUCCGAAAUCAGGAUGAGUUCAAGCCAGUGGCCCUCCACCUGGAAGGCUAAUGUGGACCAGCUGCUCUCCGACACUACCCUGAACCAGUGGUCAACAGCACGGUCCACCCCGAACCAGUGGCCACCGCCCUCGCCCACAGCCAUGCCAGCUCCCGAGGAUCCACAGCUGGUGCUGAUGCCCUGGGGCCCGUGGCACUGCCACUGCAAGUCCGGCACCAUGAGCCGGACCCGGGCCGGGAAACUGCGUGGCCUUUGGGGGCACCUGCGAGUUGGGGCGCUGAGCCAACUCCGCACUGAGCACCGGCCUUGCACCUACCACCAAUGCCCCUGCAACCGUGAGCGGGAGGAGUGCCCCCUCGAUACAGGUCUCUCUCCUGACACCAGCUGCACCACUCAGACCACAACCAGGGCCACCACCGCUACUCCCCCUCCCCCACUCGUCAGCCGACUCAGACCCACCCCCUUCAUCCCCAGUCUCUGGCCCAACCCAGCCCUUGCUUUUUGGAAAAGGGUCAGGACUGAGCUGGAGGAUAUUUGGAACAGCCUGUCUACAGUGUUCACAGAGCUGCAACCAGUAAGUGUUUAGUGAUGAGCCAGCAUCUUUGUUAAGGCAUCUGAAGAGUCCUGAUA
Messenger RNA from Mesoplodon densirostris (Blainville's beaked whale), 1064 nucleotides. RefSeq names its product chromosome 2 C1orf56 homolog (gene C2H1orf56). The record is from RefSeq and is a predicted model, not a curated record. The coding region runs from base 1 to 1020 and encodes 339 amino acids. Gene Ontology annotation, biological process: regulation of cell population proliferation. Lineage: Eukaryota; Metazoa; Chordata; Mammalia; Artiodactyla; Ziphiidae. The transcript has a single exon.